Messenger RNA from Hydatigera taeniaeformis, 900 nucleotides. The record is from the annotation of a GenBank genome assembly. Lineage: Eukaryota; Metazoa; Platyhelminthes; Cestoda; Cyclophyllidea; Taeniidae.
AUGCCAACAGAAAGCGUGGGUAGGAAUUACGAGCGAAAUCGUGAGAAUCGGGCCAGGAGACGCCGCUUUAAGGGUACCAAUGUUGAAUCAGUCCAUGAAGGGCUCACAAAGACUCCCACCGGCCUGCGACGGUCACGCAUCGACAUGCCUACUCGGAGCGCCAAAAGUCUCAGCAAUCUGACUCUGAUUGAAAGGGAGAGUGGUGGAACUCAGAGUAACACUAAUGGUGCCGGUGGAGGUGGCGGACUAAUGCCCAUUUCGCGAAUCAUCAAGUGGUACAGAAACCUCUCAACUACUCGAGAUUCAGUUCCACCGACUACUCAGGGAAAAGUAGUAGCUUUGGAUCAAAACCCAUCAUCUCCACUACACCAACUAUCCAGCCAUGCGGGAAGAAAGCAAGGCUAUACAGGACCCUUAGGCCUGGGCGAAUAUGUGGAUUCAAUGGGUGGAGGUUUCGAUGAAACAGAACCUCCAAAUGGGUCCCCUCAGGCGCAGGUAAAAUCUCGUUCACUCAUCGACAUCUCAAUGUCGAAUUUGUGGGGAGAGGAGGAUGAAACUGGCCCAGACGGAGAUGGUGACGAGACGGGCAGAAACGGGAGUUGGGAGAAGGUACAGCGACCUUCCAUAUCAAUGGAAAGGAAGUCCAAUCUCAUGGCAACUAUCUCACGACUCCUUCCACUGCCUCCGACUCCUCCCAACCUCCUUCAAUUUAUGGACAGUCCUUCAACCUCUGCUAACAUAUACGAGAACACGGAAAUUACCUUUUUUGGAAGUUCAGAGGAUCGUUGGUCUACUCCGGCUUUUGUGGUGACAACAUGCAAUCGAAUGCAAAGGGGAGAUUUGUUUAAUGUGAGUUUUCCUGAAACCCACUUUUGCGAUACUUUUGAAACCCUCUACUAG